Molecule: messenger RNA, 3945 nt
Organism: Syngnathoides biaculeatus (alligator pipefish)
Lineage: Eukaryota; Metazoa; Chordata; Actinopteri; Syngnathiformes; Syngnathidae
Product: adhesion G protein-coupled receptor E5
Exons: 17
Coding region: 394-2595 (733 amino acids)
Biological process (GO): cell surface receptor signaling pathway; adenylate cyclase-activating G protein-coupled receptor signaling pathway
Cellular component (GO): membrane
Molecular function (GO): G protein-coupled receptor activity; calcium ion binding
Source: RefSeq, a predicted model, not a curated record
AUCCUCUUCGGGCUCUGCUAGCCGCCUAAUCUGCACGGGCGUCCCAUGGGAAAGAGAGGCCACCAAAUCCUGGAAUAGAGCUCACUGACUGGUGUGCAGCCACAGGGGCGGUCUAUGCAGCCGACGAAAAGGUGGAGAGAAAGGGGAAGAGUGACGACGGAAAAGCUGUGUGUGAAAAGGGAGAGAAGGAGGGGGGCGCGGGGAGAAGGAGGCCUGGAGGAGGCGUGCUCACAUCGACUGAGAAAAAGCUGGUGGGUCUUCUGAUCCACACACACACUAGUUUCUUUUUGUGUGGCCUCCUUUCUGGAAUCCAAGCGCUCUAAAUUCCAGUGAACGUUCUGCGGGGACUUCUGUUACUUCGUAUCACAAAGUUUGCCGCUUUUGUGUCCGGACAUGGGCAGAGGAAAACAACUUCUGCUUCUUCUCGGUUUAAUGUGCACAAUGAAGAGUUGCACGCCGAUGUGUGACAGUGGCAUGAAGAUGGAAGGAAGCCAAUGUGUCGAUGUGGAUGAAUGUCAAGAAAUUCCAGGACUAUGUGGGAACCACACACGGUGCUUGAAUACAUAUGGUACCUACUACUGUCAGUGCCAGUCAGGCUUCACGAACAUUUACGGAAAUCCGGAUUUCACUGGCAUUGAUGGACAGUGUCAAGAUGAAAACGAGUGUGGCUAUGACACAGAAAUUUGUGGUCGCAUGGCCGAUUGUAUCAACCUGAUUGGGGGCUUCAGCUGUACCUGCAAAUCUGGGUACACCCAGUCCAGAAAAACUGCACACUGCAGAGACAUUGAUGAGUGCGAGGAAGCUGAGAAUCGGAAAGAAGACAUCUGUGGAAGUAAAGGAAAUUGUAAAAAUGUAAAUGGAAGUUACUGGUGCAAGUGUGCAAAAGGAUACACUAAUUAUGGCAAUCAAAAGACUCCUUGUUCUCAACUGGAUUGUGAAACCUUUGAUGCCGGAAGUGCACCAUUGCAGUAUAACAGCGGCUUGGCAGAUCUGUUGUCCAUGAUGAGGAACAGCUGUGUGACUCUGUCUAACUCAAAUCACAGCAAUGUCGGCGAGGCUGGAGGAGAUGCGCUACUGGAGAGACUUCUGACCGCAUCCGAGACUGUCUUAUCAUCAGUCAAUAUGGAUACAGUUGGAAACAUGCAUGGGCUGCUCAGCACAAUGGAAAACUCCAUCAGGCUCAUCGGCCCACAGCUCAGAGACAGCCGCACUUCAAUGGGGUCCAAUGAGACAGUUGUGGAGAUUGCAGUGCACAGGGGAAGGACUCCACCCACUGGAUUGCUGCAUCUGGCAACUGAAAACUCAACUCUCGACACUGACUGGAAAACGGCAGCCGGUACAGGAACAUAUCCUGGCUUUGCUAUGGCUGCGUUGUUGAGUUACCACAACCUGGAAAGAUCUGUUAACCAUUCCUUUGACGAGCUUCUAGGAUUUCAAAAAGAUGGCGUUGAACCAACUUUCAAAAUCUUCUCCCAGCUUGUGUCUGUUGUGGUGUCUAACCCAUCCACUCAGAACCUGAGCCACCCGGUCACCCUCACGCUCAGACAUCUUCAGAACAAAUCAGAGUCAAGAUACAUUUGUGCAUACUGGAACGAUAGAGGUGCCUGGGCCACAGAUGGUUGCCAUCAAGACAGAUCCAAUGCUACCCACACAGUGUGUCGAUGUGAACAUCUCAGCAGUUUCGCUGUGCUGAUGGCUCACUAUCCUGUAAAUCAAUCCUUUGCAAUCCAGAUGAUCACAAAGAUCGGACUGAUCCUCUCCCUGCUGUGUCUGAGUGUUUCCAUCUUGACGUUCAAGUUCUGUCGCUCCAUACACGGGACGCGCACAACCAUCCACCUGCACCUCUGCAUCUGCCUCUUCAUUGCUGACCUCAUUUUCUUGGCCGGCAUUUCCCAAACAAAGCCUGUGGGCGGAUGCAGGUUUAUUGCUGCCAUGCUCCAUCUUUUCUUCAUGGGGGUGUUUGCAUGGAUGCUCCUUGAGGGGGUGCAGCUUUAUCGUAUGGUUGUCCUGGUUUUCAAUGCCACCAUUCGGCCCCUCUACUUAUUCCUCUUCGGCUACGGGAUGCCCUUGGUUGUUGUCAUUCUAUCUGCCAUCAUUAGGCCCAAAGGAUACGGUACUGAGGAGCACUGCUGGCUGUCUCUCGAAGAUGGCCUCAUCUGGAGCUUCUACGGCCCUGUGUGCGUCAUCAUCUUCAUCAAUGUCUUCUUCUUCAUCGUCACCGUCUGGAAGCUGGCCCAGAAGUUCAGCAGCCUCAACCCGGACCUGUCCAAGCUCAACAAAUUCAAAGCUUUCACAGUGACAGCCAUUGCGCAGAUGUGCAUUCUGGGACUUAUGUGGGUAUUUGGAGCCUUCCUUUUCCGCACGGGCAACGUGGUUGUGGAAUACAUAUUCACCAUCUUAAACAGCCUCCAAGGAGCACUGGUCUUCAUCAUGCACUGCCUCCUAUCAAAACAGGUUAGAGAGGAGUACUACAACUUUUUCUCUUGCAUCUGCACGCCAAAGAAAAGAUACACAGACUUCAGCAGUACAAAUCCAUCCAAUAGUCAAUCACAAGGUUCUCAGAGUGGGCAAAACACUGGAGAAUCCCACAUAUGAAUUGCUCUCUUUUUGUAGUCGUCCCAACGAAAGACAUGUAGCAAAUAUUCGAUUUUAAAGCCUCAAAAUGAACCUUAGAGCCAAAGCAUCCAGAUGAUGCUUUCAGGUGCUUCUGACAAAGCUUGUGUUCCAAGUUUCUAGAUGAAAUGUAGAUGAAAUGUCAUUCCUUCUACAGAGAUAAAUGGUUUGUUAAGUUUGACCAUGUCUUUUGAAGGAUAAUGCUUCGAAAUGUUAAACUAUGGCUACAACAGCAAUGAAGUAACCUGUGGUAAAUAGUAGUUAUGAAGAAAAACAUCUGAAAGUGAAGAUAUUUUAUCUUUUUUUUUUCUUGAUUCAUCUUGAGCAUAUCUUUACUGUUAUAUAAACUUUAUUCCCUUUGGACAGUUUGGGUUUAUUUUAUGCGAAAAACAGACAUGAUGGAGUCUUGGAUGUAUUUUCUGAGAAUUUUCCAAGUAAAAUGUUUAAAGUUAACCAGUCAUUUAAGGAGAAUAGCUUCCAUUUGGUUUUCUGGGAGACAAAAACAAAUGACCAAUUUUGAACAUAAUUCCUAAAGUGCUUUGGGCCAUGUUCACGCAAACCCCCCAUGUAGGCCUUCAGUUUAAUGAAAAACCAACGAGAGUGUAAAGAUACAAUUACCAAACUAGAUAAGAAUUUGAACUACUUUUGGCGAUGUUGAACACUAUUUUGGUUUGCAUUUGCCUUUAGACACUGGUUGAUGGGACAUUUUUCUAAAAGGAUUUCUUACGACAUCGAGAACUCGGACCCACACCCUAUUUGAUGACUGGUGCAGCUUCUUGUUGUCGUGGGAUUAAAUUCCACAUUGUUACGUCAUCAUAGCUGCUCAUGUACUCAUCUUUGCUUCAUGGUUACUGUAAGGAUAAAAGCGAGGGAGUAAUAUACCUUAAAUAAUUAAAUCGCACUUUUUCUUCAUUGAACAUGCUUUGUGACUUGAAAACCUUCCUUCAUUUAUAGAACAGUUCACGUGAUGUGAAAUUAUUAUAAUUUAUACAAAUUAAUCCUAUUACGCCAGAGACUUUUAGUUAAAAGAGUCAUACAAGCUUCUGUCAAUGGCGUUGGCCUGUUUCUUUGUUUACAUUCAAAUCUUGUCAUGUGAGCUCCUUUUGUUGUCAACUUAACUGUUUUUAUUCUAUGUUGAGUUGCGUUUUUCGUAACCACUUUUUAUUCAUGUAUUUGCUUUCAUUCUUUGUGUUUUUUAGUAUGUGCUGAAUGUAAGCUUUUGGUGGUUGACUAAGAUGGUAUAUGAACCUAUUUUUCUACUUUGUUGUUUUCGUACCGUUGUCUUUAAAAGACUAUGCUCAGGAUAUCGUAUUAAAAUUUUUAUUUCAUCAA